GAGGAAAAGUUUUAAUGAAUAGAGCUAAUGAGCUAUAUCUCCUGACAACUUCUCUUCCACAGAGUAGAAGAAGAAGAAGAAGAAGAUUGAAGAAGGACAAAGUAGAACCCUAACCCUAAAAUUAAUCACAAAAUUUUCCUCUAAUGGACACGACAUCGCUUCGGCUCAUCUCUCAUCAGUCCUUCUUCUCUGCCGCCCGGUCCGGCGAUCUCGAGUCGUUGAAGCUGGUUGUCAAAGAGUCGAGCGGAGAUGAAGGAGAGGAUCAAGCUUCUGUUUCUUUUUUAAUGGCGCUGCAGAACGACGCUGGAGAAACAGCUCUGUAUAUCGCUGCUGACAAUAAUUUUGAGGAGAUUUUUAAUUACUUGAUCAGGUUCUGUAAUCUCCAGACAGUGAUGAUAAGGUCCAAGAUGAAUAUAGAUGCUUUUCAUGUUGCUGCUAAGCGCGGACACUUGGGGAUUGUCAAAGAGCUUUUGAGCAUGUGGCCUGAGCUUUGUACAAAAUCAUGUGAUCCCUCAAACACUAGUCCUCUUUAUUCAGCUGCUGUUCAGCAACAUUUGGAUGUAGUGAAUGCUAUAUUAGAUGCAGAUGUGAGCUCAAUAAGGAUUGUGAGAAAAAAUGGGAAAACUGCACUUCACACUGCUGCACGAUAUGGUUAUUUGCAAAUAGUAAGAGCACUUAUAGAUAAAGACCCAGGAAUUGUUUCUAUCAAAGAUAAGAAGGGCCAGACUGCACUUCAUAUGGCUGUAAAAGGUCAGGAUCCUUCUGUAGUGGAGGAGAUAUUGCUUACUGAUCCUUCAAUACUAAAUGCACGUGACAAGAAGGGAAACACAGCUGUGCAUAUAGCUACAAGGAAAUGUCGUCCCCAGAUAGUAAUCCUUCUAUUAAGCUAUACCUCCAUAGAGGUCAAUGCUAUAAAUAAUCAGAAAGAAACUGCAAUGGAUUUGGCAGAAAAACUCCAGUAUGGAGAACCUUCAUUGGAAAUUAAGGAAGCCUUGGUAGAUGCUGGUGCAAAAUAUGCUAGGAAUGUAGGCCAAGUGGAUGAAACCAUGGAGCUGAAAAGAACUGUUAGUGAUAUAAAGCACGAGGUGCAGUCACAAUUUAUACAGACUGCAAAGACCAACAAAAGAGUGUCUGGAAUUGCCAAAGAGUUGCAGAAACUGCACAGAGAAGCAGUUCAAAAUACCACCAAUUCUGUGACUGUUGUUGCAGUUCUUUUUGCAUCUAUUGCUUUCAUGGGUAUAUUCAAUUUGCCCGGUCAAUAUUUUCAAGAUGGAGAAGAUGCUGGGAAAGCCCAUAUAGCUGAUCAUGUUGGAUUUCGUGUAUUUUGCCUCUUGAAUGCCACAUCUUUAUUCAUAUCUCUAGCAGUUGUUGUGGUUCAGAUCACUCUGGUUGCCUGGGAUACCAGAGCUCAAAAGCAGGUUGUUUCAGUAGUGAACAAGCUAAUGUGGGCGGCCUGUCUUAGCACUUGCGGAUCAUUUUUGUCAUUGGCAUUUAUAGUUGUGGGGAAUAAAAGCUCAUGGAUGGCUAUUACCAUAACAUUAUUGGGUAUACCAAUUCUUGUGGGCACUCUUGUUAGCAUGUGCUACUUUGUUUUCCGACAACAUUUCAGAAUAUUUAGUGAUGACUCCCAGAGACGGAUUAGGAGGGCUAGUGGCAGUAAGUCUUUCUCGUGGUCUCUGUACUCUGCUUAUUCAGAUCCUGAUGCUUAUAAUUCUGACCAUGAAAAGAUCUAUGCUUUAUAACUGUGUCAACUGUGUUAAGCAUGUGAAAGGCUGAUUUCAGGUGUUGUAAAUAUAUUAGUCUCUGAUGUUGGUCAGCAGCAGUGGCAUCCGCUGGUCAAGUUUGUUUUUGACCUUAAUCAUAGACCCAAUUUUGGGUUCCAAGUUCUGUAAGGGGAAAUUGAUUGGAUGCAAUCUUCUGUUUUGUAGUGGAGAUAAACGGGAACGUUAUGUAGAUUAUGUAUAUGCAAGUGAUUCAGAAAUAAAUGUUGUUCUGGUCUCCUAUGCAUUUUACCCUGCAAUUUUAUAUUUGAUUUCACGAAUGGAUUGCUUCCUGCAAUAAAUCAGUGAGUCAACCACCCUUACAGACUUGAAUGGUUGCUUUAUCUCUUGGGUAUCUUAAGGGAAGAUGGUAUAGAAGGAUGUCAAAAGUCAGAUAUUGCUGGUAGCAGAUUGAUUUUUAAUGAUCCACGUUACUUCCCUG
Molecule: messenger RNA, 2202 nt
Organism: Nelumbo nucifera (sacred lotus)
Lineage: Eukaryota; Viridiplantae; Streptophyta; Magnoliopsida; Proteales; Nelumbonaceae
Product: ankyrin repeat-containing protein At2g01680-like
Cellular component (GO): plasma membrane
Molecular function (GO): protein binding
Source: RefSeq, a predicted model, not a curated record